Molecule: messenger RNA, 1302 nt
Organism: Clunio marinus
Lineage: Eukaryota; Metazoa; Arthropoda; Insecta; Diptera; Chironomidae
Source: the annotation of a GenBank genome assembly
AUGAAGAAAGUACUUUUCUUUCUGAUUAUUGUUCGUAUCUUUAGCGUGUAUUUGGUACAAACAUUUUUUUCUCCAGAUGAAUAUUGGCAAAGUUUAGAAGUCGCACAUAAAAUCAUUUACGGAUACGGACAUUUGACAUGGGAAUGGUCACAAGGAAUCAGAAGUUAUUUACAUCCUAGGUCAAAUUUCAACGCCUUGAUCGUGAAAUCAUUACCUGAAACAUACGUGAAAGUAGCAAAUAAUUAAAAGUCCAUAGCAACAUGCCUUGAGGUGACAGUGAAUUAAGAAUGUAGUUCAAAAAACUAUCAAGGCAAGGUCAUGUCAUGACAAACUUUAAGGUGAUAUGUCAUAAGUAAAACACCUACAACAAUUCAAAUUUAAAAACUUUUUUUAUUUACAUUUAAUAUUUUGUUGUAUUUUUUUAAUUGUUUCGUAUACCCAAACAAUGAAUAAAUUUACAAUUGUGAUGGAUGAGAAAAAUGAAUUCUUUUCUUGAUGGUCGUAAAAACGUUAACGACUAGUCACUUAAAAACUAAAGCAAAGAUGAUUUUAUAAGCAAAAAUGGUUUCAUGGUUGGUAAGUCAAUCGUAAUGUUGAUUAAAAUACUCAAAUGUAUGUUUUCGAUUUAUAAUAAUUGGCUAAUAAAUUCCGCUAAUCUCAAGCUUCAUCUUAAAAGCUUCAGCUAUGAUUGUCCGAAUGUGGUUGGGCCCCUCGGAAGUGGUUUUUGCCUUUGACUUGCUAAAUUUAUGACGUUAUCAAAAUGAUCUUUAUGGCUGAUAUAUCCGAGUGAACCGGAACCAAGGAAGACUGCACCAUUCGGAAGACGAAUAACACCUAAACUCCCUGACCCCAAAGCCACAGGUCCAUGAUUCCUUGUUAAGAAUGUUGGAAUCUGAUUAGGAUUUGAUGUCCUAAGAUUUGCAAGAUGAGCUCGAGGUUGUGCAAAAUUUGUAUUUUUUGGAGCAUUGAACUGCAAAAUUUGAGCUGAUUCAGCAGACAUUGGUGGAAUUGGUAAAGGUCUUAAAAGAUUUGUAGUCGGUUUAAAUAUGUUUGGAUCCGGAAGAUCAUUAUCAUGUAUCUCAUGAACUGAAUACUGUUUAACAACUCGACCAUCAUGAGACACGUAAGUUGAAUCGAAAUCAUAAGGCGUGCGAUAACCGACGAAAUUGUAAUCAUUUGGAUGAUAAGGUCGUGGAGUUAUCGGACGUUGUGGUGGUGGUGGAGUCAUGUGGGUUGGAAUUCCGUAGUUGUUAUAUCCAUUUAUUUCAUUAAAAAGAUGAUGAUAAGUUAUGUCAUCGAAUC